UCGGGGUGAUUUUGCAGAACCGCAGCUCCGCGGGGCCAUCGCGCGGCUCCGGGGCGGCCACGGGCACUUCCUGCACAUGGGCCCGGACGGGCGGCUGGACGGCACCUGCGAGGAGGCGGGGCCGGGCACGCUGUUUAACCUGAUCCCGGUCGGGCUCCGCGUCGUCGCCAUCCAGGGCACGCGCGCCGGGCGUUACGUGGCCAUGAACGGGGCCGGCGUCGUCUACGCCUCCGUGCACUUCACGCCCGAGUGCCGCUUCAAGGAGUGCGUGUUCGAGAAUUACCACGUGCUCUACGCCUCGGCCCUGUACCGGCAGCGCCGCUCGGGCCGCGCGUGGUACCUGGGGCUGGACCGGCACGGGCGCCCCAUGGCGGGGCCACGGGUCAGGAAGGACAAGGCAGCGGCGCAUUUCCUGCCCCAGCUGCUCGAGGUGGCGCUGUACCGGGAGCCGUCCCUGCACGAGGUCGAGGAGCCCCCGGGGACCCCUCCCCCACCGGAGACCCCGCCCCCUCCGCCCGGGACCCCGCCCCCUCCGCCCGGUGACCUCUGACCUCUGGGAGCCGUGACCUCGGCGACCUCUGUGACCUCUGACCUCGGAGCCUGAACGGACGCCUGCACUGAGACCCCCGGGGGGGCAAAAAAACGGCAAAAAAACCCCAAAAAAACCCCAAAAAUCUGCAAAGGAAAUCCCGAAAAUUCACCGAGAAAACGCCAAAAAUCCGCGGAAAAAAUGAAAAAAAUUCCCUGCGGAAAAAAAGCCAGGAAUCCAAGAAGAUAAUCCCAGAAAUCCACGGAAAAAUAACAAAAAAUCCUCUGGAAAAAAAUCACAAAAAUCCACGAAGAAAACCCAAAAAAUCUCGGGGAAAAAAAAAAAGAAAAAAUCUCUCUGGAAAAAGACCAAAAAUCCAAGAAGGAAAUCCCAAAAAUCCAUUGAAAAAAACCACCAAAAAUCCACGGAAAAAACCCCAAAAUCUCUCUUGAAAAAUCCCAAAAUUACAUGGAGAAGAUCCCAAAUAUUCCUCCUGAGAAACUCAAAAUAUUCCUCCCAAAAAACCCCCCAAAAUACCCGAAAAAACCCCAAAUAUCCUUUGCGAAAAAUCCCAAAAAUCCCCGAAAAAAACCCCCAAAAAAAUCCCCCAAAACAUCCCCAAAAAUGCCCCCCAAACCCCUGCACUGAGACCCCCUGGGGGACCCCAAAAUCCCCCAAAAAUCCCCAAAAUUUUCCCAAAAUUCCCAAAAUUUCCCCCCUGGCCAUGUGGGGACCCGAGCCCCCCCACAAGCCACGCCCCAUUCCCAUGACCACGCCCCCUCACUCAAAGCCACGCCCCUUUUCUACGACCCCACACUGUGCAAGCCCCGCCCCCUCAGAGCAAUAAAGCCCCGCCCCUCUCGGCGAGGCCACGCCCCCUUCCCCUGUGCAUGAUUGACACCUCCGCGCGCGGCCUGGCCCCGCCCCCUCAAUAAAAACCAG
This is a messenger RNA of Zonotrichia leucophrys gambelii, 1471 nucleotides long. Its product is annotated as fibroblast growth factor 11-like. The record is from RefSeq and is a predicted model, not a curated record. NCBI's taxonomy places the organism in Eukaryota, Metazoa, Chordata, Aves, Passeriformes, Passerellidae. The transcript has 4 exons. Gene Ontology annotation, molecular function: growth factor activity; sodium channel regulator activity. The coding region runs from base 77 to 550 and encodes 157 amino acids. Gene Ontology annotation, biological process: regulation of voltage-gated sodium channel activity. Gene Ontology annotation, cellular component: nucleus; cytoplasm.